Molecule: messenger RNA, 6089 nt
Organism: Schistocerca nitens (vagrant locust)
Lineage: Eukaryota; Metazoa; Arthropoda; Insecta; Orthoptera; Acrididae
Exons: 16
Coding region: 1-2919 (972 amino acids)
Biological process (GO): signal transduction
Source: RefSeq, a predicted model, not a curated record
AUGCCUUCGACGUCGAUCGAGCUGGGGCUGUGGUUUGGAUAUCGUCCUUUCCUGUUCAGUAUGCCGCGGCCAAAGGUGAGCAAACUGCCUGGACGUGGCUGCCAUUCACCGGCCGCGGCGCGCGGUCCCUGCCAGGUACUGCUGUCCUUCUGCCAUCUGCGGGUGACGCUGCCCACUCUAGAGCGAAGUGCCGAGACGCCGUGCUGUGGCUACGCUGUCGGGACGCCGGGAGCACGUGCGUCCGUUGCCACGGCGACGCGCAUGCGCAGCUGCCGCUUCUAUUGCUGGCGCGUCGGCCCCCUUUGGGAGCGGCCGGCAGUGAUCGCGAUGGUCGCGGCGAGUGGCGGGACGGGCGACCGCGCGGGCCGCUGCCCGCCGGUGUACGCGUGUCUGUGCGCGCUGCUGCUGGCGCAGCUCGCCUCCUCCUUCUACCUGCUGCGCUACGUGCAGAGGGUGGAGCGCUCCUGCUGCUGCGCGCCCGAGGAAGGCGGCAGCGCGGACGAAACGGCUCACGUGCGCGUGCCGCGCAGCGCACAAGUGGCGGGCAAGUUCAUCGGCCAGGGGGCCAACGUAGAGUUUCUCGGUACCAACAAAACGAGGCCUGCGAACAAGACGUCCGGGGCCGACGAGGAUUGGGUUACGCUGGACACCGUCUCUAGAGUACCGCUGGUGGCUAUCCAGGGGUUCUGCAAGUCGACGCGGGAGUACUGCCCGCCGGGCGUGCCGGGCUCUCCUGGUCCUCAGGGGCCGCCCGGACUGCACGGCCAGCCCGGCGCCAAGGGCGACCGCGGAGAGCGGGGGUUCCCCGGCGAGCCCGGCUCCAGGGGACUCCCCGGUGUGGCGGGGCUGCCCGGUCCCCGCGGCCCCAAGGGCGAACUCGGCUAUCCUGGUCCUCCCGGACUGGACGGCCGAGACGGAGUGCCCGGAGAGCCGGGCCUGGACGGGCUGCCCGGCCGCAACGGGCUGGACGGGGUGCCCGGCAGGCCGGGCACGGACGGGGUGCCGGGGACGCCGGGCACGCCAGGCAGGAACGGCACGGACGGACUGCCAGGCUUGCCGGGACCAAUUGGACCACCGGGGCCGAAGGGACCGAGAGGUAUCGCUGGUCCCCGUGGGCGUCCUGGUAAGCCGGGAACCAACGGGAUCCCCGGCACUCCGGGCAUCAACACGUGGAAGGUGCGCGUCAACGGCACCAUCAGCAACGAGCUGCUCAUCCCGCCCUCCAUCACAGGUUCAGGAUCGAUGGAGAGGAAGGACCCAACGGCGGUGCACGAGGGCGACAACGUGCGCAUCAGCUGCGGCGCCGCGGGCAACCCCCGGCCGCACGUCGAGUGGCGCAAACUGGAUGGCGCGCCCAUCCCACUGGGCUCCUGGCAGACCGUGUCGGUGUCUGGCUACACGCUGAACCUGACCCGCGUGUCGCGGGCCCACAUGGGCGUCUACCAGUGCAUCGCAGACAACGGCAUCCCGCCGCCCGCCAACAAGACGUACCGCCUCGAGGUACACUUCCCGCCGCUGAUCCGCAUCCACAGGCAGCUGGUGGGCGUGGUCAACGGUUCGACGGGGGUGCUGGAGUGCGACGUGGAGGCGUUCCCGGAGCCCGUCUGCUACUGGGAGCGCGAGGACGGCCGCCUCAUUGAGCCCGGGCACAAGUUCGUCACCAGCCUGUCCGACAGGGACCGCUACAAGAUGCGGAUGCAGCUCAACAUCACGCGAGUCUACCCGCCAGACCACGGGAAGUACCACUGCGUGGCCAAGAAUGAGAUGGGCAUCACCAGGGGUGUCUUCAACGUCUACGGAGUGGACCCGCGGCUGGCGACGCCGCCGCCGGUGCUGGCGUCGCUGCCGGGGGCCGUGGUGUACGGCGAGGGCCCGCCGCCGCCGCUCGACCUGGACGACUUGUGCCCCGCCCCCCAGCCCUGCCCCGAGUGCCCCAGGGCGGGCCGCUGCCUCGGCGGCGACCUCUCGCUGCUCAAGCUGGUCGGCGGCCGGCUCGACAUCCGUGGCUUCGAGAACGUCACCGUGCCCGGCUUGCCGAACAGGACCACCGACUGCCUGCUGUACGCCAUCGGGAAGCCUGUGUACCAUCGGUGGACGGACAUGACUUACGGCAGUUGGAUGCGAGACGCCAUGCCGCGGCCUGAAGCCAACGCGGAGAAAUUCUGGGUCACCAACGAAACUGACCCGUACCACCUGUACGAAUUCGCCAACAAGACUUCCUUCAGCAAGGACGUACCGACCAAAGUCUAUAAGCUCGACCACCCAUUCAAGGGCAACGCGCACGUGGUGUACAACGGGUCGUUCUUCUACCAUGAGCGCGACCAGCGGCGCGUGCUGCGCUACGAGCUGUCCACGGGCCACUACACGCCGCUGGACGUGCCCCUGGUCGCCACCAACGGCUCCAACUACCUCUACUCCACCGACCACAACUACAUCGACUUCUCCGUGGACGACAACGGCCUCUGGCUCAUCUAUGCCCUGCCAGAUAUCAACAACACCAUCGUCAUGAAGGUGGACACGUCGACGAUGCAGAAGCAGUACAUGUGGAACAUCAGCGUGAACCACCACGAAGUGGGCGAGAUGUUCGUCGUGUGCGGCGUGCUGUACGCCGUGAACAGCGUCACCGACCGCAUCACAAAGAUAGCUUUUGCCCUUGACCUAUAUACGAACAAUCUACAGGACGUGAAUCUCAACUUUACUAAUCCAUUCAGGAGGACAACAAUGAUCGGAUACAAUCACAGAAACAAGGAGCUGUUCACGUGGGACAAGGGCAACCAGCUGACGUACCCGGUGCGCUACCACGAGAUGGGCUACCACCUGAACGCCACGUCAUCCGGAGGUGGCAGCGGGAGCGUCGAGGACCGCAGCGACUCCGACACCUCCAGCGGCCAGGUGCACACCGGCAUCGAGGUUUCGUAGCCGCGCCACCCGCAGCCGCCGCUGCCGCACCACCUCCAACACCGCUGAGUGGUUACCGCGGCGCGACGCGGCUGCCCAGGCACUGGCUGGCGGUGCCCGCAGCGUGGGGGCACUGUGCGCCUCACAGGAGGCGCGUGUAGGUGGUAGCAGGGGGACCGAGGGGAGGGUACGGACACUGUGCUGUUCGUAAGAUGCCGCAAACUCUAGUGGUUUGCAUGCCGGUUUUCCCUCCCAUUCUUAAUCCACCGGAAACUUAUUUCCUUUCAUUGCUCUGCACCCGUCAGACAACCGCGGACUGCUUAGUUGAGCAUAACAGGCUAUAGAACUACGGCAUAUUUAUCGUGGGGAGACGACAGUCAUUGAUCUAUUAUGUUAAGAAUAUUUUACUUCUAGAAACAAUCAUGCAUCUGUUUUCAUAUUAAUGGUGUCAAUAACAUAAAACGAUUUUUCGAUAUAAAUAUCAAAAAUAAACCUCCUUAUAGGCUGGCAUAAUGAUAUUUGUGGACAUCCAAUAUCAUGCAGGAAAACGUGUCAGCAAUUUACUUUUAUUAAAACUAUUUUCGGUACUUCUGUCGAAGCUGCGUGGAGAAAAAUCUUUUAUAUGCGUUGACUAGUUUUGGGCACGACGUCCAUUAUAAAAACAUCGCUUUCUUCAUAAGUAUUGGCACGUAAUACAACCAGCACAUUUACAGACAGCCACAACUGGAAAUAGUGAGUAACAUUUUCGACAUCAUGUACAGAGUGUUAUCAAUCUUCCUAGCCACGUAGCACCAGUUAACUGUUGUAUUAUGUAUCAGUACAUACGAUGAAGUCAACGGUUUGAUAGUGGGCGUCACGUCCGAAACUAACCACCGUAAAUAGAUGAUUUUUCGCACCGCAGCUUCGAUAGAAUUAUAAAUAAUUUUAAUAUUGAUACGUAUUCAGUAUUACCCACGAUGAUUCGAUAAUGACGUUACACACGUUCAGAGAUGAUGGAGAAACGUAGAUAUAUUAAUCUGAAAACAGAAAUCCUGGUUCAAAAACGAUGGAGUCGAAUGUUAUAAGCGAUUAUCGUCCUUCGAUAAGGACAGAAUCUGAAGACAAAGUUGAAGCUUAAUAUUUUCCCACAAAAAUGUAAUUCCAUCUGUUCGAAAAUCGAUGUGAUAGCUCUGACAAUGGAAUAAACGUACCAUCACAAUUGUGGCUAAGAUUAUAGGGUAAGCAACUUUCUGAGGUUGUAGUAUGGACCAAAAGAAGAAAGAGUCUGGAAUACAUUGGCUCUGAAAUUCAUCCCUUAAGAGCUAUGGGCAGUUGUUCAUCUUCGCUAUUGUGAAACACAUCUCCUGUACUGCAAGCUCUUUGCUUUCCAUAUUUUAAAGGAGGUAGUAUGGACCAACACAAGAAAUAAUGUCCAGUAAGUAUCGGGUGUCAAAUGCAUCCUGUUGAAGCUAUGGGUACUUGUUCAGUAGAAGAGAUGUGGUUCAAAGUAGCGAGGAUGAACAGGUUCUCAUCGCUCUUAAAGUAUGCAUUUUAGAGGCUGUGUUUACCUACCAUUUUCUUCUUCUUUUCGUCCAUACUACCACGUCUGAAAGUUACCUUCCUUACAAUCUUAGCAACAACUGUACCGAUACAUAUAUUCUACUGUCAUAGUUGUCGGAACAAUUUUCGCUUACAACUUCCGAAUCGAUCGUUUCCGGACUAGGGCUCCUUACCUCAAAUUAACACAUUUACCCUUCUUCGUCAUCCCCGAAACUUCGUAACAUCACCACGCAAUACCAAUAUCCUCGUAGAGGACCUCGCAUUGUCAUUAAGUUAACAUGAUCUGCUAGAUUUUAUACUGGGUGUAUUGUAAUUGAUACCGAAAACUGAGACAGGUGAAAGUGCACGAAAAUAGAAGCAAAAACGUUCCACCAAACACGAAUCUCCAAGCGACACGUUUGCCACAUAAUUGUGAAUACGGACUUCACUAUAAAUUACUGCCCCUGUUGGUAGAAAUGUAUGCGAAAUGUAAACGUUUUGGUUGUCCCCGAAGACUUAGGUGCAGAUUUCACCCUCGGUCUACCUUAGCAAGAAAUAGAAUACUACUUCAGCCCAUUGUGUGGUACAUUUUUAUAUAUACUGGUACCAGUUCAAGGAGGUGUCUCGCGUGUCGCCCUCGGACUUGGAUGCAACUCUAUACUCGUCUCUGCAGUGAGAUACAAAUUGUCUAUGACACCCCCUGGAUGAUCUCGUAAAUCUUGAAAAGGUUGUAAAAUUCUCUGGUCAGUUCUUGAAUCGGAUCAAUGAAAGAGGUCUUCACAUCACUCCCAAGAGUGAUAUCGAGGAUUGAUGUCAGAUGAUCUUGGAUAUAAAGAUGUGGCCCCUGUUAGACAAGUCCAUCACUGACCAUAUCGGGCGUCACAUGUCGUCGUCUUACGUAAGCAGCAGAAAGUGUCGGUGGCCGUAUACAUCUGCCACGUUCCACAACCAUGGACAGCUGGAGAAAUUCGAGCCUAAUUAGAAGAGAAAUUAAUCGAAAAGUUUAUAUUUCACUGACAUUUCUACUAAGUAGGGCGAUACUUCCUACUGAAGUCAGUGGCGACUCACAAUCACAAAUUUACAGUUGAUUUGUAAACUCAUGUUCAUUGGUAUGUUUUUGCUUUUAUUAACUUACACUUUACCAACGUCAUUGUACACUGUUAAUUAUGAUUUAUCAGCUACAGCAGAAAUUUGUCACUUUUUUUUGUCACGCUAUGUUUCUUCAUAUGUUGCUAACCUCUCCCAUGAUAUCCUCUUCAGCUCUCGUUCACUGGUGUUUUUUCUAUUUCUACCACUUAAAUACAAGUAGCCAUUUCGCGCUGUGCUGGUUCAGUGGAAGAUGAGAGACAGUAGCCUAUGUACACAGCUUCGAAAAUGUAGCCAAAUACGUGUGCCAGAGCAGACGAAAGAAUCCAACUCCCUUUCUGCUCCGCUCCAUACUAUCAUUACAGGUGUGUGUGGCCCUCCAUACCAGUACGAAUCAUUUGAACCGAAGUCGAUACGGUGUGCAAACCGUUUGCAAUCAAGAGUUAAGGAAAAUGACUCACCAUUAAUAUAAAAGACUUAUUUGGAUGGAUGUUAUAUUCUGAUAUCAUUAUUCUUUGUACAAAAACUGUAUUAUAGUACCUUAACAUUUGUAUGUAACCAAUUGACACGACUACAAUAAAAUAUAA